Messenger RNA from Macaca mulatta (Rhesus monkey), 2937 nucleotides. It is a transcript of the gene TTC16, whose product is annotated as tetratricopeptide repeat domain 16. Gene Ontology annotation, molecular function: protein binding. NCBI's taxonomy places the organism in Eukaryota, Metazoa, Chordata, Mammalia, Primates, Cercopithecidae. The record is from RefSeq and is a predicted model, not a curated record.
GCUUGGUUCCCGGGGGCGGGGCUAGAGGGGCGGGGCCCGUGGGCGUCCUGGUGAUGGUGCCUAGCAACGUCAGGGCCGGGGCCGCGAGGUAGUUGGCAGAGGCCUCGGGGUCCUCCUGGAAGGGGCUUCAUGACAGAUUCGGACGAGGAUGCCCUGAAGGUUGACCAGGGCCCCUCACAGGACAUCCCAAAGCCAUGGGUGAUUCCAGCCCCCAAAGGGAUCCUGCAGCACAUCUUUGGAACCAGCCAGGUGUUCCAAAGCAUCUGUGACGUAAAGCCAAAGGUCACGGGGUUAACGGUGCCCCUCAAAGUCAGGGAGUACUACUCCAGAGGCCAGCAGUGCUUGGAGCAGGCAGACUGGGAGACAGCUGUGCUGUUCUUCUCCCGUGCGCUCCACCUGGACCCACAGCUGGUGGACUUCUACGCCUUGCGGGCCGAGGCCUACCUCCAGCUCUGUGACUUCUCCUCGGCUGCCCAGAACCUGCGAAGGGCCUACUCCUUACAGCAGGACAACUGCAAGCACCUGGAGCGCCUCACCUUUGUGCUCUACCUACAGGGGCAAUGCCUUUUUGAGCAGUGUGCCUUCCUGGAUGCCCUGAAUGUCUUCUCACAUGCUGCCGAGCUCCAGCCUGAGAAAGCGUGCUUCCGUUACCGAUGCAUGGCCUGUCUCCUGGCCCUCAAGCAGCAUCCGGCCUGCCUCUCACUCAUCACCGAGGAGCUGAAGCAGGACACCACCAACGCCGACGUCUACAUCCUCCGGGCCAGACUCUACAACUUUCUCCAGAAGCCCCACCUCUGCUACCGGGAUCUGCACGGCGCCUUGCUGUUGAAUCCCAAGCAUCCCCAGGCCAGGAUGCUGCUCCAGAAGAUGGUGGCCCAGGCCCAGCAGGCGCGCCAAGACGCGGGGAUCCUGGCCGUGCAGGGCAGGCUGCAGCACGCACUGCAGCGCAUCAACUGUGCCAUCGAGAACAACCCUCUGGACCCCAGUUUCUUCCUCUUCCGGGGCACCAUGUACCGACGGCUUCAGGAGUUUGAUGGAGCAGUGGAGGACUUCCUGAAGGUGCUGGACAUGGUGACCGAGGACCAGGAGGACAUGGUGCGGCAGGCGCAGCGCCAGCUGUUGCUUACCUACAACGACUUUGCCGUGCACUGCUACAGGCAGGGUGCCUACCAGGAGGGCGUGCUGCUGCUGAACAAGGCCCUCCGGGACGAGCAGCAGGAGAAAGGGCUCUACAUCAACCGAGGCGAUUGCUUCUUCCAGCUGGGCAACCUGGCCUUUGCCGAGGCAGACUACCAGCAGGCGCUGGCGCUGAGCCCGCAGGACGAGGGCGCCAACACGCGCAUGGGCCUGCUGCAGGAGAAGAUGGGGUUCUGCGAGCAGAAGCACAGGCAGUUCCAGAAGGCAGAGGACCACUUCUCCACGGCCAUCCGGCACAACCCCCAGAAGGCCCAGUACUACCUGUACCGGGCCAAGAGCCGGCAGCUGCUGCAGAACAUUUUUGGGGCACGCCAGGAUGUGGCCACUGUCCUGCUCCUCAACCCCAAGCAACCAAAGCUGUCCCUGCUGAUGACCAACCUCUUCCCGGGCAUGUCUGUGGAGGAGGUGCUUAGCACCCAGAUAGCCCACCUGGCCAGGCUGCAGCUGGAACGGAUGGUGGAGGGCAGCCUGCAGGCUGGAGGCCCACAAGGCAUUGUGGGGAUGCUUAAGCAGUGGGAGUUGGAGCGCCAGAAGGCCUUGGCCCUGCAGCGCUCAUGGAAGCAGGGGGAGCCUUUGAUUGAGACCUCCGAGAAGCUGCAGGCCACCCCUGAGAUUCCGCAGGUAGAACCGGGAAGCUCAGAGGGACAGGCUGAGGCCCCCAAGGAGGAGGAAGAGAAGGAGGAGGAGGAACAGAAGGAGGAGGAGGAACAGAAAGAGGAGGAGAAAAAAGAGGAGAAGAAACCAAAGCUCACACCUAGCAAGGUGGCGUCCCUGUCCGAGAGCUACCUCGACCAGACCUCUUUAGCCUCCAGCAUGAGCUUCAGGACCACAUGCACCUCAGAGACUGAGACGUCGGCUAUCUGCCAGGAAUACAGGAGCACCUCAGCCACCGCCAUGACAUUCUCUGACUCAUCACUGCUGAAGACGCAAUCCUCAGACUCUGGGAACAAUAGGGAGGCAUUGAGCCAUGGUCCCAGAAAAAUCAAGGACAUCCAGGGCCAGAGGCAGAGCCUUAGCAAGACCCAGGCCACCCAGAGCCAGAGGCAGAACUUCAGCAAGACCAAGGCCGCCAUACACAGGAGGAACUCCAGCAAGACCAAGGCCACCCAGGGCCAAGGGCGGCGCUCCAGCAAGACUGAGGCCACUCAGGGCCAGAGGCAGAGCUCCAGCGAGAUCGAGACCUCCCAGGGCCCAAGGCAGGAGCCCAGCAAGACCAAGACCACCCAGAGCCCAAGGCAGAGGCCCCGAAAGGUCAAGGCUGCUCGUGGCCGGAGCUGGAGACCCAGCAAGCUUGAUGCCACCCAGGGCCGAAGCAGGGGACUGCUCCGAAGUUCCACCAAGACUGAGGCUUUCUAUGACUCAAACUGGAGCCUCAGCAAGACUGAGGAUGUUCAAGGCCAGGGCCAGAGAACCAGCAAGGCUGAGGCUGCCCAGGGCAAGAGCCGGGGCAUGAGCUCAACUUCCAGCAAGGCUGAGUCCACCUGGGGACCCAGCCCGAGUGUCAGCAAAACUGAGGUUGGUCAGGACCUCACCUACUACGAAGCUCUCUGAAGGGACCAUCUAGCCCCUCACUUCUUGCUGGGGAGGGGAGCAGUUCUACUCACCCCCCAGCACUGGCACUGAGCCAGCUGCCUCCUUCCAGAGCAAUUAAAAGUCUUAGCAAACAGUCCUCUGGUCCCAUAGCUGAGUUUAUUAUACUUGUUCUCUUCUUUUACAAAAUUAAAAACUUCUAAAACCAGG